CCGAUUUGGGCAGCGGCGCGCCCGGCGCUGCCGGCAGAGUGUGCGGGCGCGGUGCCGGAGGCAGCUCGGCCCCGGGGGGGUGCGGCGAGGCAGGAGCGACCCCCCCGCGUCCCCGCGGUCCCCGCGAUCCCCGCCCUGCAUGCCCGCGGCGGCGGCAUGGCCCGCAGGCAGGCGCGGGCGGGCGGCGGGCGCUGGCUGCCCUGGCUGGGGYUCGCCCUGCUGCCGCUGGCCGUGCCCCCCGCCUCCGCCCCCGCCGCCUGCCCCUCCGCCUGCUACUGCGUGGCCACCCCGGAGCUGGUGCAGUGCCGCUACGAGCGGCUGCAGGAGCCCCCGAGGGAGCUGCCGGCCGCCGUGCACAACCUCAGCAUCGCCGGCAGCAACCUGAGCGUCCUGGCCCGCGCCGCCUUCGCCGCCCGCCCGCUGCGCGACCUCCGCCUGCUCCGCCUGCGCCACGACAACAUCCACACCAUCGAGGACAUGGCCCUGCAGGGGCUGCCCGCCCUGCGCACCCUCGACCUGAGCCACAACCCGCUGCUCUCGGUGGCGGCGGGCGCCUUCGCCGGGGCGCCGCUGCUGCGCACGCUGCAGCUGAACCAGGCGCUGCUGGCGGCCCCGCUCGAGGAGCAGCUCGCCCCGGCCCUGCGCAACCUCAGCCUGCGGCGCCUGGAGCUGGCGGGCAACGGGCUGCGGGCGCUGCCGGCCGCGCUGCUGCCGCCCGGCCUGGAGGAGCUGGACCUGCGCAACAACUCUCUGCAGCGGCUGGCGGCCGCCGAGCUGCGCAGCCUGGACUCGCCCGAGCUGCGGGGGCUGCGCCUCAGCCUGGCCUCCAACCCGCUGAGCUGCGACUGCGGCCUGCGCCCGUUCCUGGUUUGGCUGCGCGCCGCCGCCGCCCGAGUGCUCGACGCCCGCAGCCUGCGCUGCGCGGGCCCGCCGGGGAUGCGCGGCACCGCCCUGCUCCGCCUGCGCCCCGAGGCGCUGCCCUGCGCCCGCAGCGACGGCGCCGAGCCGGGACAGCUGGAAACCGCGUCCUACGUGUUCUUCGGCAUCGUGCUGGCGCUCAUCGGCAUCGUGUUCCUCAUGGUGCUCUACCUGAACCGCCGCGGCAUCAAGCGCUGGCUGCACAACCUGCGCGAGGCCUGCCGCGACCAGAUGGAGGGCUACCACUACCGCUACGAGCAGGACGCUGAUCCCCGCUGCGCCGCCGCCAUCGGCACCCCCGGCCUCUGAGGGCACCUCUGGCACUGAGGGCAUCUCCGCUCUGAGGGCACCCCGGCUCU
Molecule: messenger RNA, 1277 nt
Organism: Malurus melanocephalus (red-backed fairy wren)
Lineage: Eukaryota; Metazoa; Chordata; Aves; Passeriformes; Maluridae
Gene: TPBGL
Product: trophoblast glycoprotein like
Exons: 1
Coding region: 157-1227 (356 amino acids)
Biological process (GO): negative regulation of canonical Wnt signaling pathway
Cellular component (GO): plasma membrane
Molecular function (GO): protein binding
Source: RefSeq, a predicted model, not a curated record